AUGUCAACAUCAUCGUCCUCUGAAAAGGCCGACACCUUCGACCAAGGCAACCAUGUCGAAAAUGUUACCAAUGAAACACUUACUUUAGAACAUAGAGAGUAUUUGAUAGAGCGACAUGGCACUGUUGACCUGGAGCCUCUGCCUUCUAUGGAUCCCGUCGAUCCGUUGAACUGGCCCUCAUGGAAGAAAAAUGUAAACUUGUUUUUGGUUUCAUUUCACGCUCUCAUGACAACCUUUACGGCAGCAUCUAUCAUACCGGCAUUCGAGGACCUUUCUAUUGCUCUUGAUGUUUCUCUGACUGAGGCCUCAUAUCUUACCGCCAUUCAGAUUUUGAUUCUUGGUGUCUCUCCGCUCUUCUGGAAACCCAUCUCAAAUACAUAUGGCCGACGACCUAUCUGGCUCCUAUCGACAUUCGGUUCAAUGGUCUGCAAUAUUGGCUGCUCCGAGUCAAAGAGCUACGCAACUCAGGUGGUCACGAGAAUAUUGGUAGCAUUCUUCAUCAGUCCGGCUAUUGCGAUUAGCAGUGCUGUUGUUGCUGAGACAUUUUUCAAACGAGAGAGGGGGUUGAAGAUGGGUGUUUGGACAGUUAUGGUUACACUUGGCCCGCCCACCGGACCAUUCAUCAUGGGAUUCGUAGUCUACCACACCGGAAACUGGCAAUGGAUCUAUCGCAUCCUCGCCAUCACAAACUUCGUCCAAUUCAUCCUCUACUUCUUCCUCUCCCACGAAACCCUCUACGUCCGCCACCCCAAUACCCCCACAUCUACACUAACCCGUAUCCCCUCCAUCGCCUUUCAACAAAUCUCCAAACACCCCCUCAGUGCAGCAGACUUCUGGCGUCCUCUAACCCUCGCUAAAUACCCCACCAUCAUCCUCCCCACCAUCGCUUACUCUCUCGUCUUCUCCUUUGCGGGAAUCCUCAUGACCGUUGAGAUCCCUCAGAUCUUCACGCCCGCAUUCGGGUUCAACGCACAGCAAAUCGGACUCCAGUUCAUUGGCAUGAUCAUCGGUUCUAUCCUCGGCGAACAGAUCGGUGGGCGUGGUUCGGAUUUUAUUAUGCGGCCCAAGAAGUCGUCUUUACCUAGGAAACCUGAAUAUCGGCUCUUUCUCUCGUAUCCUGGGUACUUAUGCGCUAUUGUGGGAAUCAUCGUGUUCUGCGUGCAAACUGAUAGUGCGGCUGAGAAGGGUCGUUGGGAUGUCACUCCGAUUGUUGGGAUCGCGAUCGCGGCUUUUGGAAACCAGAUUGUGACGACGGUUAUCACUACUUACUGUGUGGAUUGCCACGCUGAAGUUGCUGGGAGUGUGGGUGUUUUCAUCAAUCUGGUUAGGAGUACUUGGGGGUUUAUUGGUCCAUUUUGGUUCCCUGAUAUGUUUGAUAAUUUGGGAUUGAAGGGGAGUGCUGGGUUGAUGGUGGGUAUUCUGGCGGUGUUUAGUGUGCUGCCCACGAUGUGGAUUCAAUGGAGGGGUGAGCGGGUCAGGAAUAAGGAGUAA
This is a messenger RNA of Glarea lozoyensis ATCC 20868, 1491 nucleotides long. Its product is annotated as MFS general substrate transporter. The record is from RefSeq and is a predicted model, not a curated record. Lineage: Eukaryota; Fungi; Ascomycota; Leotiomycetes; Helotiales; Helotiaceae. Gene Ontology annotation, biological process: transmembrane transport. Bases 1 to 1491 code for a protein of 496 amino acids. The transcript has 4 exons. Gene Ontology annotation, molecular function: transmembrane transporter activity.